UCCAUGGAGAGAGGCUGAGGUGGCCGAGUUCCGGCCCGAGGUAUCGGGGCGCCGGGAGGGCGAGGAUGUCGGCUUCGUUAGUCCGGGCCACUGUCCGGGCUGUGAGCAAGAGGAAGUUGCAGCCCACCCGGGCCGCCCUCACCCUGCAAAAAAUGAAAAUUGCCUGGGGGAAUGACUAAGGAAAUGCAGUAUUGAGGAUGGAAAGUUUCUGCUACAAGGAAUAGAAACGCUAUGGCAUUGGAUAAAGUAAAAACACCUUCAGCAGUAAACAAGAUAAAACAGCUUCUUAAAGAUAAGCCUGAACACGUUGGUGUGAAAGUUGGUGUCCGAACCAGGGGUUGUAAUGGCCUUUCCUACACUCUGGAAUAUACAAAGACAAAAGGAGACUCUGAUGAAGAAGUUGUUCAAGAUGGAGUCAGAGUGUUCAUCGAGAAGAAAGCACAGCUAACACUUUUAGGAACAGAAAUGGACUAUGUUGAAGACAAAUUAUCCAGUGAGUUUGUGUUCAAUAACCCAAACAUCAAAGGAACAUGUGGCUGUGGAGAAAGCUUUAAUAUUUGACUCCUCAGGACUGCUCAGGCUGUAGGCCCCAGGAGAGCUGUGGAAGCUCUAUGGCUUAUUGAAGAAGUCAUAGGACUGUCGCAUGCUUAAGGUUUGUAACAUAUGGCUGCCUUACAAGGAAAAUAAAGUGAUGCAUUUGAAAAUGAA
Molecule: messenger RNA, 708 nt
Organism: Lagenorhynchus albirostris (white-beaked dolphin)
Lineage: Eukaryota; Metazoa; Chordata; Mammalia; Artiodactyla; Delphinidae
Gene: ISCA1
Product: iron-sulfur cluster assembly 1
Exons: 5
Coding region: 232-561 (109 amino acids)
Biological process (GO): iron-sulfur cluster assembly
Cellular component (GO): cytoplasm; mitochondrion
Molecular function (GO): 2 iron, 2 sulfur cluster binding
Source: RefSeq, a predicted model, not a curated record